Zea mays is the source of this 1461-nucleotide messenger RNA. RefSeq lists its product as uncharacterized. Lineage: Eukaryota; Viridiplantae; Streptophyta; Magnoliopsida; Poales; Poaceae. The record is from RefSeq and is marked provisional. The transcript is spliced from 3 exons. Bases 215 to 1210 code for a protein of 331 amino acids.
GCUGGCUGCUGGUGCAUGCUGGCAUCCUUUUCUCUCUCUUUCUCUUUCUCUUUCUCCUGGCCUCUCUUCAAUUCGGCUCCUAGUAGCCUGCCGCCAUCACAUCUCGCCUUCCAUAUAACGAGCGAUCAUCGUCAAGGAUCGGUCGGCGCGCGCGCGAGGCCAACGGCCGGCUGGGGUUUUAGCUUGCUAGCUCCUGGCGCCAGGCUAUCCCGGCAUGGCGAAGCAGUCGUGCUGCCACAAGAAGAAGCUUAGGAGAGGGCUCUGGUCCCCCGAGGAGGACGAGAAGCUCAUGAACCACAUUGCCAAGUACGGCCACGGCUGCUGGAGCUCCGUACCCAAGCUUGCAGGCCUCGACAGGUGUGGCAAGAGCUGCAGGCUGAGGUGGAUAAACUACCUGAGGCCAGACCUCAAGAGGGGCACAUUCUCGCAAGAGGAGGAGGACCUCAUCAUACACCUCCACUCCUUGCUGGGAAACAAGUGGUCUCAGAUUGCGGCCCAGCUGCCUGGCCGGACGGACAACGAGGUCAAGAACUUCUGGAACUCGUACAUCAAGAAGAGGCUCAGGGAGCGCGGCAUCGACCCCGCCACCCACCAGCCGCUCGCCGAGCCUGCCGCCGCAGCCACUGCCACCACCACCACCACGGUCUCCCGCCGCGCGGUGUUUGGGGACGUCGACCUCAUCCCGACUACUACUACUACUACAAUCCAGGUGCCGCCGCCGUCGUUCGAGGGCGGCCCAAUGCUGGAGAGCGUGAAGCUAGCGGUGGAGCUGGACUGGCCCGUCGCUGGCGACGGGGUAACGUCAAGGCCAUGCUACCUGCAGGGGGGCUGCUUCGACAUGGACGCGCUGCAGCAGCACUGCGGCUCCAUCCCGCCGGUGCCGGUCGUCCCGUCGGCCUCCGCCAGCUCCAGCACGCUGACCUCGAUGGCGGAAGCGGAACACUGCAGCACCAACAACGUCGCCGCCGGCGGCAACCUCCCAUGGCUGGAGCUCGGGGCAAACGCGGUGGCUGACGCCGGCGGCCACGUCGUCGGCAGCUGCUACGCCGGCGCGCUGGACGAGCUCAGGUGGUCGGAGUACUUCGACAGUGCCUUCCAGGCCGCCGAGAGCCAGCAAGGCGCCCUGCAGCCGGGGCAGUGUGUCUACGGCGGCAAGGAUGACGUCCCGGUGCACUUCGACGUCCAUGGCGGGCUAAGCAACUGGUGCUAGUCCAGUAAUCCAUCACGUACUCAAUGCAAAGAAACCACGGAACAAGAAACAGUCCAUCAGUGUGAAUUAAUUACUGUCUAUAUAUAGUCUGCAGAUGCAAAUUCUUACGGGCAUUUCAUCUGGUGUUACCCCUCCCCCUUUCUAUUCUCAUGUUGCUGUGUUGAUUAGCAGCGGAUAAAAGUUCAUGUGAUGAGUACAUUUGAAGUGUUUAACACACAUGUAAAGUAAUACAUACGCUGUUGUUAAUUAGU